CGCGGGCGACCUCGGCGUCACGUGACGGCGCUGAGCCGCGGCCUGGCCGGCGGGGCCCCACGCACAGGCCACCGGGCCGCCCCCGCCCCGCCCCCAUCGGCGCGGAGACCCCUCCCCCGGCGGACAUGGCGGGAGACGCCGUGCAGAGCGAGCCCCGCGGCCGGUCCCUGCUGGAGCAGCUGGGGCUGGCGGGCGCGGACCUGGCGGCGCCGGGGGUGCAGCAGCAGCUGGAGCGGGAGCGGGAGCGGCUGCGGCGCGAGAUCCGGCGGGAGCUGAAGCUCAAGGAGGGCGCCGAGAACCUGCGGCGGGCCGCCACCGACCUGGGCCGCAGCCUGGCGCCCGUGGACGGGCUGCUCCGCGGCUCCGCGCGCCGCCUCGACCUGCUGCACCAGCAGCUGCAGGAGCUGCACGCGCACGUGGUGCUGCCCGAGCCCGCGCGCACAGAUGCCCCCCAGUCCCCCGGCGCGGGUGCCCCGGCCUCGUCGGCCACCGUGAGCCUGGUGGCGGGGCUGGAGAAGCAGCUGGCCAUCGAGCUGAAGGUGAAGCAGGGCGCCGAGAACAUGCUUCACACCUACAGCAACGGCGGCGGCAAGGACCGGAAACUGCUGCUCACAGCCCAGCAGAUGCUACAAGACAGCAAGACCAAGAUCGACAUCAUCCGCAUGCAGCUCCGCCGGGCCCUGCAGGCUGGGCAGCUGGAGAGCCAGGCCGCCGCGGAUGAGGCCCACGGGAGCCCGGACCUGGGCGCCAUGGAGCUGCGCAUCGAGGAGCUGCGCCAUCACUUCCGCGUGGAGCACGCGGUGGCCGAGGGCGCCAAGAAUGUUCUGCGCCUGCUCAGUGCUGCCAAGACCCCGGACCGCAAGGCGGUCGGUGAGGCCCAGGAGAAACUGAGCGAAUCCAAUCAGAAGCUGGGGCUCCUGCGGGAGGCGCUGGAGCGAAGACUGGGGGAGCUGCCGGCCGAGCACCCCAAGGGACAGCUGCUGCGGGAGGAGCUGGCCGCAGCCUCGUCCCCGGCCUUCAGUGCCCGCCUGGCCGGGCCCUUCCCCGCCACCCAGUACAGCACCCUGUGGAAGCCCGCCCCGCUCACAGGGACCCUGGAAGUCCGCGUGCUGGGCUGCAAGGACCUUCCAGAGAACAUCCCCUGGAACCCCUCUCCCUCUGCGGGGGGACCGGGGACCCCCGACAGCCGCACCCCAUUCCUGGGCCGCCCGGCCCGCGGCCUCUACAGCCGGAGUGGGAGCCUCAGCGGCCGCAGCAGCCUGAAAGUGGACACAGAGAACACUGGCGAGGUCAGCACCGUGCUCAGGCUGGACAACACGGUGGUCGGACAGACGGCCUGGCGAGCCUGCGGGCCCAGCGCCUGGGACCAGACCUUCACGCUGGAGCUGGAGAGGGUGCGGGAGCUGGAGCUGGCCGUGUUCUGGAAGGACCAGCGGGGGCUGUGUGCCCUUAAGUUCCUGAAGCUGGAAGACUUCCUGGACAAUGAGAGACACGACGUGCGGCUGGAUAUGGAGCCCCAGGGCUGCCUGCUGGCCGAGGUCACCUUCCGGAACCCCGUGAUUGAGAGGAUCCCCCGGCUCCGGCGGCAGAAGAAGAUCUUCUCCAAGCAGCAGGGAAAGGCCUUCCAGCGAGCCCGACAGAUGAACAUCGAUGUAGCCACCUGGGUGCGGCUGCUCCGGAGACUCAUUCCCAACACCACCGCCACCUUCAGCCCGGGCGCCUCCCCGGGACCCGAGCCCAGGACCAUGGGAGACAUCUCCGUGGAGAAGCUGAGUCUCGGCCCCGACUCCGAAGGCUCACCCCAGAAGGGCUCCCUGGAUACUCCUUCCAGCCCAGCCCCUCCGAGCUCCCCAGCCAAGGAAGCCGCCCCUUCUCCAGUGCUGCCUUCAGACCCCAAGGAGACCCCAGGCCCCGCCGUGUGCAGCCCGCUCAGAAAGUCAUCAUCCUUGACACUGGAGGACUUUAAGUUCCUGGCGGUGCUGGGCCGAGGUCACUUCGGGAAGGUGCUGCUGUCUGAGUUCCGAGACACAGGGGAGCUGUUUGCCAUCAAGGCCUUGAAGAAAGGGGACGUCGUGGCCAGAGACGAGGUGGAGAGCCUGAUGUGCGAGAAGCGGAUCCUGGCGGCGGUGACCCGGGCGGGACACCCGUUCCUGGUCAACCUGUUCGGCUGCUUCCAGACCCGGGAGCACGUGUGCUUCGUCAUGGAGUACUCGGCGGGCGGCGACCUCAUGCUGCACAUCCACAGCGACGUGUUCUCGGAGCCGCGCGCCGUUUUCUACUCGGCCUGCGUGGUGCUGGGGCUGCAGUUCUUGCACGAGCACAAGAUCGUCUACAGGGACCUCAAGCUGGACAAUCUGCUGCUGGACACCGAGGGCUACGUCAAGAUCGCCGACUUCGGCCUCUGCAAGGAGGGAAUGGGCUACGGGGACCGGACCAGCACUUUCUGCGGGACCCCCGAGUUCCUGGCCCCCGAGGUGCUGACUGACACGUCGUACACGAGGGCGGUGGACUGGUGGGGGCUGGGCGUCCUGCUGUACGAGAUGCUGGUGGGAGAGUCCCCGUUCCCAGGCGACGACGAGGAAGAGGUGUUUGACAGCAUCGUGAACGACGAAGUCCGCUACCCCCGCUUCCUGUCGGCCGAGGCCAUUGGCAUCAUGCGCAGGCUGCUGCGGAGGAAUCCGGAGCGCAGGUUGGGGUCCACGGAGCGGGACGCCGAAGAUGUGAAGAAGCAGCCUUUUUUCAGGACUCUGGGCUGGGACGCCUUGCUGGCCCGCCGCCUGCCACCCCCUUUCGUGCCCACGAUCUCGGGGCGCACAGACGUGAGCAACUUCGACGAGGAGUUCACGGGAGAGGCCCCCACGCUCACCCCACCCCGCGAGGCGCGGCCCCUCACGGCCGCCGAGCAGGAAGCCUUCCGGGACUUCGACUUCGUGGCGGGGGGCUGCUAGCACCCCUCCCCCGACGACUCCCCAACCCCCGACCCACCUGUGCCCCCCACCCCCCGCCCUGACCGAGCUCUUGGUAGUUUUUAAAAAGGCGUUUUGGGGGGAGGGGGAUUCUGGCCCCCACCCCCACCCA
Messenger RNA from Erinaceus europaeus (western European hedgehog), 3078 nucleotides. It is a transcript of the gene PKN1, whose product is annotated as protein kinase N1. Gene Ontology annotation, molecular function: small GTPase binding; protein serine/threonine kinase activity; ATP binding. Gene Ontology annotation, biological process: protein phosphorylation; signal transduction. The transcript has 22 exons. Bases 126 to 2948 code for a protein of 940 amino acids. Lineage: Eukaryota; Metazoa; Chordata; Mammalia; Eulipotyphla; Erinaceidae. The record is from RefSeq and is a predicted model, not a curated record.